Molecule: messenger RNA, 1182 nt
Organism: Cataglyphis hispanica
Lineage: Eukaryota; Metazoa; Arthropoda; Insecta; Hymenoptera; Formicidae
Exons: 9
Coding region: 4-1182 (392 amino acids)
Biological process (GO): sensory perception of smell; detection of chemical stimulus involved in sensory perception of smell
Cellular component (GO): plasma membrane
Molecular function (GO): odorant binding; olfactory receptor activity
Source: RefSeq, a predicted model, not a curated record
GAGAUGAUCUCUCUCGGGACACAUUUUAAGCUCAAUAGAUUUCUAUUACUCAUUAUUGGAUUAUGGCCUAUGCAACAAUCAAACCUAACUCGAUUUCAGUUUAUUUUCUUGUCUAGUAUCCUGAUGACAGGUAUUUUAUUUCAGUUUACAGCAUUCAUUACGUCAAAAUGUACGUCGGAUUUCGUCGUUAAGAUUCUGUCUUCCAUAUCUUUCUUUAGUAUUUUCGUGAUAAAAUACACCUUAUUUUAUCUAAACAUCGAAGCUAUGAAGGAUUUAUUGAUGCAACUUCAGGAUGUAUGUAACGAAAUAAAAGAUAAAAAUGAAAUUGCUAUUAUGAAAGAAUAUAAUUGCAAUGCAAAACGUUUCACGACUGCAUUAACAAUAUUUGGCAUUUGCAGCGUAUUCGCUGGUAUAAUCGUUAUAUUUUGUUCAAGUAUUUUUUCUAUUUUAUUAUCGAUAAACGUAACUCAUUCACAUCACCUGCCGUUUACGAUGGAAUAUUUUAUCGAUCAAGAAAAGUACUUGUAUUUGGCUCUGGUUCAUCUCAGUGUAAUAGUAUGCAUAGAAGCCAUUACGAUGAUAGCAAUAGGAGGAAUGCUUUUUGCAUAUUUUCAACAUACCUGUGGUAUGUUUAAAAUUUCCAGUCAUCGUAUUAAAUGUGCAGUACUUAUCAAUACACUAGAAGAUAUUAAAUCACAGAAAAUGAAUUUAAUACUGAAAGGAAUAAUUAGUGCUAUAAAUAUUCAUCGGCAAGCUAUGAAAUUAACCAAACUUCUGGCAUCCAAAAUUGAGAAAAUGUUGUUUUGUUUAAUAAUAGUCGAAGUGCUCGCUUUGAGUCUUAAUCUUCUUCGAAUUUUUCAGAUUGCAUCAUAUAAAGCUGAUAUCAAGGAAAUUUUAUUUCCUUUUAUAUUUGUAACUAUUACUGUCUUAUACAUGUUUGUAGCCAAUUAUGUUGCGCAGGAUUUAACAGAUCACAAUAGUGAUCUCUUUGCUACCGUGUAUGACGUUCAAUGGCAUGAAGCUCCAUUAUAUGUACAGAAACUAAUACUAUUUCUGCUGCAAAAAGGAACCAAAGAAUUUACCAUAAGUGUCGGUGGACUAUUUGUCGGAUCGUUGGAGUGUUUUGCUACGCUGGUGAAAGCUUCGGUUUCUUACUUCACUGUCAUAUAUUCAAUGCAAUAA